This is a messenger RNA of Neltuma alba, 877 nucleotides long. Its product is annotated as trafficking protein particle complex subunit 3. Bases 89 to 649 code for a protein of 186 amino acids. The transcript is spliced from 5 exons. NCBI's taxonomy places the organism in Eukaryota, Viridiplantae, Streptophyta, Magnoliopsida, Fabales, Fabaceae. Gene Ontology annotation, biological process: Golgi vesicle transport. Gene Ontology annotation, cellular component: TRAPP complex. The record is from RefSeq and is a predicted model, not a curated record.
AGUCUACAGUUCGAAAACGAUUAGCACUUGUUCAUCGAUGCGCCCGUAACUACCAUACUCCUCCGAGCAAGCGCAGUGAGGUCCGGCAAUGGCUCCCGUUGGUCCUAGAUCCGGUGAAGCGAUUUUCGCCAGUGUUGAGCGUGUGAAUGCGGAGCUGUUUACUUUAACGUACGGGGCGAUCGUGCGUCAAUUGCUUACAGAUCUGGAAGAAGUUGAGGAGGUUAACAAACAGCUUGACCAAAUGGGUUAUAAUAUUGGAACCCGUUUGAUUGAUGAGUUUUUGGCUAAAUCUAAUGUCUCAAGAUGUGUUGACUUCAAAGAAACUGCUGAAGUAAUAGCAAAGGUCGGUUUCAAGAUGUUCCUUGGUGUUACUGCUUCUGUGACCAAUUGGGAUGCUGAAGGUACGUGCUGCAGCAUUGUUUUGGAGGAUAAUCCUUUGGUGGACUUUGUUGAGCUUCCUGAUACCUGUCAAGGUCUUUACUAUUGCAACAUCUUAAGUGGAGUUAUCAGAGGUGCCUUGGAGAUGGUGUCCAUGAAGACUGAGGUUACAUGGGUCCGUGAUAUGCUUCGGGGUGAUGAUGUCUUUGAGUUACAAGUAAAACUCCUCAAGCAAGUUCCUGAAGAGUACCCAUACAAGGAUGACGAGUGAGCUAACCCUGUGAUGUAAUGUGUAUACUCAAGAUUUUUAUUAUUUCAUCUGCUCUGAAGCAAAGAGUAUUGGUAGUCUCUAUCUGGACUCUAGAGUGCUAUGUGUAUUUGAUGAAUUGUUAGAAUAGAAAAUGUUGGUCAUCACAUGUGAUUUUGACAUUACAGGAGACUGAUUUAUUUAGAGAUUUAGAGAAGUCUUCCGAUAUUAUAUGAUGUCUUAAUUCCUCCA